AUGAAACAUGCUGAAGAUGCUUUCAUUAGCACUAAUCCUAAUGCUGAAUAUGAAUUAGAAAGAGAUGAAGAAGAAAUAGAAGAGAGCCAUGAAUUAAAAGAUAGUAAUCAAUUAGAAAGUUUCGAAGGCAAAUUUAUUAAUCCUCGCGAACCUAAAAUUCGAGACACAAUAAUUCAAUCAAGUAACCAUAUAAGUAAAACUCUAGACAUUCGUUUAAAAGAACUAGAAAAGUCUAGUAGCGAUAUACUUACUGAAAUGAAAGCAUUUAAUGAUGUUUUUAAUAAAAGUUUUGUUGACUCUAUUGAACAAAUAACUGGUCUCUUAUCAGAAAUAGGAGGCAAUAUGAAAUAA
Molecule: messenger RNA, 351 nt
Organism: Entrophospora candida
Lineage: Eukaryota; Fungi; Glomeromycota; Glomeromycetes; Entrophosporales; Entrophosporaceae
Source: the annotation of a GenBank genome assembly